CAUCUUGUUUAAAAUCUCAGUAAGUCAUUGAGUCAGCAAGUGAAGAUCAAAGACCUUAUUCUGAGAAAUGCAGUAAAAAAAACUAGCAGAAAACUGGGAAAAGAAAAAAGGAAAGCUGUUUUUAAAAAGUAUUUGUAUAUAUUCAGUAGGAACAUAUAAAGAGUGGUCAUAGAACGAACUGACCACUGACAAAAGCUUGAUAACAUGCAGUAGUUACAGUAAAGGACUCUGAUUACUUGGCCAAUUUCUGUUCUCAGUUUUACAAGUGCAGAAUGCAUGCUAUGAAUGCAUGACAUUGCAAACUACCUAACAAAAUCAUGCUCUCCCUAUGAAUACUAAUAAAAAGCUGUGGUGCUAAGUUCCACCAAAAAAUCAGUGGCCAUGCAAUUUGCCAUGCAUUUUAUUGGGAGAAAUUGGGAGCAAAAUAAGUUGCUCUAAAAUAAAGGUUUUGUAGCAAGACAAAAUUUUCUUAAUCAGAUAGUUGUGUGUUAGGUCCUCUCUUGCCAUGCCUCUGGAUCAGAAGGCUUUUGCAGUCUUGGGACUAAGAGUUUCUGUGAUCAGGCUCAGUCCUAUGUUAACGUGUAUAAAUGGCUUUGGGAACAGAUUUUGUUUCAUGUCUUGCCAAGAGUACGGGCAAGCCAAGAUAAUUUUUCACCACUUGUAUCCAGGUGUGCAGGAAGCCCACAGGAGUUUCUGUUCCAGUAAAACACCAUCCUACUCAGAGAGCAUCCAGAAUCAUUCACAUGAUUCAAAUUUUGUUUUGUUUACAGUUACAAAGAGAUCUAUUUUAGCAUCCAGGAAUGGGGAAAUAAGAAGGGUAACAGAAUGUAAAGGGAACACUCCAAAGACAAGCACACCCAAAAUAUUACCACAUUCUUUGUCAACUGCAAUAAAAUGUCAUAGCAGUGCCCUUCAGUAUUCCCUGAAGCUGCAGUACACUGCUCAGUAAAAUAUUUAAUAAUUAUCAUACUUAGUUUUAAAAAGGCUAGAAUAACAUCAAGUGAAAGCCCAAACAGUGAGAGCAACUCAAAUAGGAAAGAGCUCUGAAAUCACAGGAUAUGAUCCAGAGAGUAUUUUUAUUCCAAAGGCAUUAGUGUGUUGCUCAAACUGAUUAAAGUAUCAUCUUCCUGCCGCUGACUUCCUAUAAACCGCAAAUAGCAGAAGUUCUGCCUGAUGUGUUGGGUUACAAUACCAUAUAAACCCAAUUAUAGAACCUUGAAAUCAAUACAGAGCUGUACAGAAUUGUGCUGUCCAAUAAGAAUGAUAUUUCCAAGUCCCAUAAGCACUAGCUCUUAAUACAGCAAUAGAGAGAGAUAGGAAUAAUAAAUACCCUUGAGCUUGAUUCCACUGUUAACUGACUUGCACUUGCAGAGUUGCAAAUGAAAGUUUUCUCUCCUUCACAAACUGCUUGUGUCAAAGCAUUGUCUUUCCAUAUCUUCUUCAUCUGACUUCUAAGAGUGUUACCUACAGCUUACCUGCACAGAACAUACACUGGCUCUAAAUAGUAGCCUUGCAACUAAGGAUGCAUGCUAGGGUGAUACAGCUUUUAUACCUUAAAAUUACUCCUAUCCUGAAGACUGAAAUUGCACUGAAUUAAAACUGUGGUCUUAUGUAAGAAAAUAUGCUGUCCUUUGGAGGACAGGGGAAAAUGUCAAAAACUGUGUCAAUCUUUUUUCAGUGAAAUUCAUAGCAGUACUAGCAGUAGUCUGUGUCUGUAAGGCUGUGUAUCAACCAGACUUUGUGACUGGGAUACUCGCCUUAUGUGGGGUGCAGAUCAUGAGAAGCAUUCCAAAGGGGAAGGAUUUACUUUUCACUAAGUUCAGUAGAUGCAGAGGAGCUCUAGUCCCUUAAUCAAUUAGGUCUAAUGAAUAACCUUCACUGUGCUCCUGUUGAGCAAGUCAUGGAGCUUGAAAUAAUCUCAUAAACAGACUCCAGGGUCUGAAAUUGUGUGGACUAGGAUAAAUACAACCUGAAUAGGAUUGUGUAAAACAUUUGGUCUGUGACAUAGCUGUUGAAACCAUUAUCGUUUAGCAAUUACAUCACCAUAAAGCUGUCAACUGCUCAGUGUUUACUGGUAGCCUUCCAGAUUCUGGAAGCCCGUGCCAAAUACUCAUCUUGCUCCUUUUGCCUCCGCAACUAAAAGACCUUUGUGUUGAGAGACUGUUUUUAUGCAGUUGUUCAGGAGUGAACUGCCCAAAGAGACUUUUUGAAGAGACAGUGAAAAAAAUAGGGAAGAGCAAGGAUCAGAAUGGUUGAGCUAGGAUUUUCAUAUCUAUUCCCACAGAAUCUUUCCUUCAAGCCCAUCCUGGUUUCCUACACAUUGACUUGAGGAAAUAGUGAGAUGAAUUCUUCACAGCUCUGUUCUCUGUGGGAAAACACUUUCAACUGUUUUUAUUUUCCUCAGGCAUUCUGACAAGAUUAAAGAGGAAAAAAGUGCAGAAGAGAAACAGAGAGGUGAAGGAAGAGACUGCUGCUUAGUGAAUUAAUGGUGGCCCACAGGAUAAUUCCUCUUCCUGCUUAGAAUUCAUUUAGCUUUAAUGGUUGUUAAGUGGGAUUUGUAUAAUAUGUUGUGUCUUUCAAAGCAAUUCAUUUACACAAGCUUAGACAUUUCAGAAAGAACCAUUACAGACUUAGCUGUCUCUUCUGUUUAGCUGUUUCAAGAGAAAGUAAGCAGAAAAUCAGCAAUAGGAUUUGAAGGGGACCUAUCACUUGAAGUAGUCUGGGCUGGGAUAUGUAUAGGUUCCAAAAUUUGAGGAUAGCUUGUAUGUCUACAGGGUCAAGGAUAGAUGAAGUCUUUACUUUGCAGUGCUUGAUGUCAUUUUUUAUAGGACUAAUGGAGACAGAAAUUACAGUCUUGCAGCUAAAAUUGUGCAUAAAACCUCUCCUAGUUGACUUUAAAGUCAGUAAAUGGACUAUAUAUUUCUGGUAGUUUCAGUAGGUAAUAUAAUUAUUCCUAUGAGACUAGGACUAGGAUUUGCUUCUUCCAACUUAUUAAGAGUGCUAGGAGAGCAGGACCUCAAUCAUAAACCUAUACAGUUUAAUGGAACAAUUUUAUUGUUUUUAAUGUGUCUUACUUCAGUGCACUGCAGGCAGCAUUACAGUAAUUUCCAAAGGGAACAUUGGAAUGUAGUGCAGAUACAAAGAGUCAAUUUAUUUGGUACAGAAAAACAUAUCUUCCUCUUUCCUGGGUGUGUGAGAGUCAAUUUAGAAAUUAUCACUUAUUUAUGCAAAUAUCUCAAAAAUUAAAAGAAUAUUUAAGAUUCUUUGGCUUUAAGAUUCCAUUUAUGGAAUCACAGCAAAUAUCUUGAGGUUGGAAGGAAUCUCUGAAGAUUGUCUAGGCUGACCUCUGCUCUUGAAUCAGUCAGCUAGAGCAGCUUGCUCAGUGUUCAGUCAGGUUUGGAACACCUCCAAAGAUACUCAGUAUCUGAAGAUACUCAAGAACUAUACAACAUAGCUGGGCAACCUGUUCCUGUGUUUGACUACCCUUACAGUAAAAAAUGAGGGGGAUUAUGUUUAAACAGAAUUUUCUGGAAUUGAUUUUAUGCCUCUUACACAACUGAGAAUAGGCUGAUGUUGUUUUCCUUAUUCAGACAUUCAUACCCAUCAACAAGGUUCUUCCUGAACCUUCUUUUUUAAGGCUAAACAAUCCCAGAUCUCUCAGCCUCUCCUCAUAUGAAAGGUGCUCCAGUCCCUUCAUGAUCUUAGUGGCCCUUUGCUGGACUUACUCCAGCAUGUCCAUAUAAUUCUUGUGCUGGGGAGUCCUGAACCGAAUACAUAUCCCAGAUAUGAUCUUGCUGGUGUGUAAUACAGGUAAUAAUUUCCUUGACCUGGGAACACUUUUCUUAGUGCAGUCAGAAAUGCUGUUGGACUUAUUUGCUGCAAGGGCAUGUUGCUGACUCAUCUUCAACCUUUGCUUUAUGACUCCUACGUCCCUUUUUUUUCUUUUGCAAAGCUGCUUUCCAGCUUUGGUACAUGAGGUUAUUCUUUCCCAUGUACAGGAUGUUCUAUUUAUCUCAACAGGUGUAUCAAUCAGUCCUCUCAGUUUUAUAUCAUCUGCAAAAUUGCUGAGGGUGCACUCUGUUCAACUGCCCAACUCAUUAUUGAAAAUGUUAGCUUGUGCUGCACAACAGAUGGGUGGCAUCAUUCAUCAUUUUCAGCCAUUGCUGUGAAGAAUGAUAGAUAACAAUAGCAAAGGUUUUCCACAGAAAAGAGUAUUUUAGCAAAUCUGUUGUCUAUUUUACUGGCAAACGUGUCUUGUGCAGUGACAGAAUUCUCUUGCAAACAGUCUUAUUUAUAAGAGGAUGUUCCUUUCAGAAAAAACAAACAAACAAACAAACAAACAAACAAGCAAACCCAAAAACCCACGAACAAAACCUGGUGGGUGCAGGACAAAGAAACUGUGGUGAAGAACUGACUUUGCAGAAAACUAGGACUCAGCAACAACUCUUCCAGGCACUGAUGUCCUAUGCCUACUUAUGUAUUUACAUCAAAAAGGUAUGAAAAAUAACUAAUUGCUUGCUCAAAAUGAACCUCUCUGCAAGAGCUUCAUUGCAUAAGAUCUCCCAGACAAGACAGGACCCUUGCUGGGGAAGCCUGGCUGACUCCAGACUCUGUGAUAUUGGUAAUCUUUAAAGUGAGACUUCUAUUCUUGAUUAGCCUCACUUCUGAGAGAAUUUUCUUGAGUGUCAUACUAGUAACAUAUCACAUAAUAUAUAGUAAGUAAAAAGCAAUUGUCUGAGUUUUAAUUCAUAGUCCUUAGAAAGUUAAUAAAACAUUUUGAGGGGGAAAGGAAAUAGUGAAAAGGCCUCACAAAACCAGAAUUGUUUUCUGGAUUAAUUAAAAGUUUAGGAAAUUUGUCCUGCUGGAAGUCUUCCUAACCUCUCUGCAGAUUUACACACUAUAAUAAAUUAUCAGCUGCAUCUGAAGAGUCCUCUCUAUCUCUACAACUGUAAAAUGACAUGUUACAGCUUUGCUGGAACUGAGACACCAAUGUUAAGUGCAAGGUCCACAAAACCCUUGAAGUUUCACCUUUAAAUUGUAUUGAAACCCAGAACAUUUCAAUACCACAUUCAUUUGCUGGUCUAAAGCAAGACAACUGGCUAACGAGGAGGGAUCAGUCACAGGCAUAAGAAGAGGCUGUGUGAGCACCAUGACAACUAAAGUGCCAAGCUAGUGACCCAGAGAUAUGGUGGGGGAUGAAAAGGGGUGGGGACUAUAUGGUCUUUAAGGUCCAUUCUAAUCCCUUAAUAUUCUAUGAUUAUGUGAUUCUAUAAUGCUAUGAUUCUAUGUUGUGUUUCAGUGGAAUUGAUCUAGUCCUUGAUUUCAGUGAGGAACCAUAUUUCCAGGCCAUCAUUUUUUGAAAGCUCUAGUUUUCACUUGCCCUAAGUGAGCUGGUGGCUUACCUACACUUUCCUUCAGAGAUAGAUGUACCCCUGAAGCAUCUGCAGGGAAAAUGCACAUAUGCUCCUCCCAUUCAGACGCUGGUGCAUCCAACAGGAUGUAUUUUUAAAUAAAUGCAAUACGUUUCAAGGAAAUCUCCUGGACAUGGUGCUUGAUGUACAUUUCAUGGAAUGAUUUAGUUUUGUGUGUGAGCAAGAGUAAUAACAGGCUCAAGUAAAGUUUUUGACUCUUAUCGUGUUGACUAAUGAAAAUGAUUGCACAAGUACCAAAGAAUUGUGACUUGGACCUGCCCAUUCUCUCAUGCAUUCCAAACACCAAUGUUAUUGGUCAACAAGCACACACUACAGAAAGAAUCUAGUAUGCUAAGAUGCCACAAUUAUUAUUUUUAGAUAAAAAACUUAACUCUGUUCCAGGGCACCGGCACUCUACAAUGACUUAAAUUUCUGGGGAAAAUGCAAAAUUAUUCUUAUCCUGCUUCCUAGGCUAGGAAAAAUAGUUAAAUUUCUUUUGCACCAUGUAAAACUAGUGAAAAAAUUAUCUGGUCUUCAAUAAUUAAGGGCAAGAUGGAUCAUAGACUAUUUGUCAUUGCUAGGUCAAUAGUACAUGUACUGCGUCAUUAGCAAAAAGCUUUUUUAUCCAUUUUCUGCUUGACCUGUGUUACUGACUUUGAUGACUAACCCCUUCUGCUCCUUUUGGAGAGCUGACUAUUGUAAAGGGCUGAAUAAAGUCCAGUUUUGUUCACACCUUCCCCUCCAUGCAAAAGUAGUGUUAUAUACCUGAGAAUUUCCAGCAAAUGGCCAACGAGUUGAUUAGUGUCCAAGAUGAUUAGGUGGUACAUGACAUACAAGAAAAAAACAAGAGACCUGUUUUUAUUUGACUUGGAGAGAAGAAAGCUAAGGGCAGGUAGCAGCAGAGGAGGUAUAAUUCCAACCUUUCACUAGCAAAAAAGGCAGGUGUAGGGAAAUGGAGACAUAAUGACAAGAUGGAAUGGUUAUGAGUUGCAGAAAUAAAAGGAAAAGAAUUUGCCCUUGAGGGUCCUACUGUGUUAGAACAGAAGGUGCCCAGAAAGACUGUAGAAUCUCCCUCCUUGGAGGUUUCCAAUUCUCUACUGGGAAGUCCCUAAGGACCUCUUCUAGGUUAUAAACUGGUGUUGCUUUAAGUUGGAGGUUGGACCACAGACCCCCACCCCCUGGAUCUUCCUUCAGGCAAAAAGUACUCAGUGGUUCUAUGAAAUAAUCUCUUGAUUGUCAAGAGCACAAAGUAUAUAGACACACUGGAUAUGGAACUUCAGUACUACUUUUUGCUAUAAAGAUCCCACUGUAUUUCUUUCAUGCUGGGUAAAAAGUGAAAAUAACUAAUGUAAAGUGUCCCUGUCUUAAGAUCUCCAGAAUGUAUAGCUAAGACACAGAAAAAAGGCAGGAACACAAACAGAUAGAAGGGUGAUGUUAUUUACUCAAGGAUCAGUGGAAUAGUACAAGAUUACUGUCAGAGGCAGAGUUAGGACCUAUACCACUGGGCAAUAUACUAGGGAAAAAAACGAUUUUCUUUAUGCUGUUAAAAUGCUACACUCUCAUAAUUAUACUGAAAAAUACAAGUUUUCCAAUGGAGUAAUUUGCCAAUGACCUGAUACAGAAAUUCCUAUACAGUCAUUAACAACUAUAGUUACAAUUAUUGGGCUUGCCAAUAACAUUUUCAUUAGGAUGUCUUGGAAAUGUGGAAGAAGGGAAGGAGAAAAUGGUGGAAGAGGUGGCAGAAGCAAGGAGUGGCAGCAGGCAGCAGAAGAAGGCCAUGGAGGAGCAGAAGGAGGAGGCAAUGGAGAAGGUGACAAAAGAAGUUGCAAAGGGCUGCAGCAGAAGCGAAGAAGGAGGAGGUGACAAAGGAAGUGAUGUAAGAAAAGAGGCCGAAGAAGGUGGUGGAAGAGAAGAAGAUGAUGGAUGAGAUGACAGAGUAGGUGAUGGAAGAAGCUGGAAGAAAAAAGGUGAUGAAUUAAGGAAGGUGGAGGGAGUGGAAGGUGGCAAAGGCCAAAGGUGGAGGAAUACAGUCGCUAAAGAAUGAAAGUCAUGGAAGGGUGUGGUGGUGAAAUGCAGUGGUAAAGGCAGUGAGACAGAAGGCAGCUUUGGCAUAUGGAGGCAGUGGCUGAUUAAUUCAGCAGUGGAAGGUGGCAGCAGUGGGAGGUGGCAGAAGGCAGCAACAGGAGGCAGUGAUGGAAUGUGACAGCAGACUGCAUUGACAGGAGGUGGUGGCAGCAGAAAGCAGUGGAAGAAGACAGCAGAGACAGGCGGUGCACGAAGGCAGCAGUGGUGGAAGGAAAAAUGGUGGUGGAAGAAGACAGAACAAGGUGGAGGUGGCAGAAGGAAGGCAUUUGCAUUGGAAGGUGGCUGUGGCAGAUGAAGGCAACAGAAGCAGGCAGAAAAAUAGAAGGAGGAGGCAAUGGAGGAGGGAACAAAAAAAGGCAGAGGAAGAAAGCCACAGAAUAAAGGAGGAGGAAAUGGAGGAGGCAAAGAAAAAGUGUUGGAAGAAGAGAAGGAGAAGGCUACAGACAAGGCAAUUAAGGAAGGUGGCAGAAGACAUUGGAAGAAGAGAAAAAAGAGGCUAUGGAAGAAGACAGUGAAGGAAGGGUAGGAGGAGGCUGUGGAAGUAAACAAGGAAGAAAGAACUGAGGAGGCAAUGGAAGACAAUGGUGAUGAAGGCAAUGGAAGGAGAAGCAAGAGACAACAGAGGAGGUGAAGGAAAAAGGUGACAGAAGAAGUGAAGGAGGCAGCAAUGGAGGUGGUGGAAAAGGCAGUGAAGGAAGAGAGGGCAGAGGUAAGAGAAUGCAGCAGAAGUGUGUGAUGAAAAAAGAAAAGGAGGCAAUAGAAGAAGGUGCUAGAAUUAGGAAAGAAGGAAGUGAUGAAGAAUGUGAUGAAGUAAGUGAUGGAAGAAGAUACCAGAAAAAGCUGGUGGAAGAAAAGGAGGACAUGAUGGUGCAGGUGACAGAAGAAGAUGGCAAAGAAGGCAGAGGGAAUGGAGAAGGUGGUGGGAUAAGAUGUCAGAAGAAGGCAGCAAAAAAAGGGAAGGAAGACUUGAUGGAAAAAGGUGUUGGAAGAAGAGCAGGGGGCAAUGGAAGAAGGCAGCAUGAGGAGAAGGCCACAGAAGAAAGCAGAGGAUGAAAGUGGUAGAAGAAGGUGAUAUAAAAAGAAAAGGAGGAGGACACAGAAGAGGUAGAAUAGAAUGAGGCAGUGGAAGAAGGUGGCAGCAGAAAGGAAGGAGGAGGCAAUGAAAGAAAAUGUUGGAAGAUUAGGAGAAGAUGGAGGAGAUGGAGGAGGUGUCUGUCCUUAUUUUGGCUGGGAUAGAGUUAAUUUUCUUCUUAGUAGCUGGUGCAGCACUAUGUUUUUAAUAUGAGAAUAAUAUUGAUAACACACUGAUGUUUUGGUUGUUUUUAUGUAGCACUUACUCCAAGUCAAGGACUUUUCAGCUUUCCAUGCUCUACCAGCAAGGAGGUGAACAAGAAGCUGUGGGGGAACAUAGCUGGGACAACAGACGCUAACUGGCUAACAGAAUAUUCCACACCACAGAACGUCAUCCUUAGAAUAUAAACUGGGAGGAGUUGGACAGGGGACUAAUCCCUGCCCAGGGACAGGCUGAGCAUCGCUCAGCAGGUGAAAACCUUGGACUAGAGAUAAGGCCAUUACCAAAAACGUAUUUCUAGCAGCUCCGACUUCCAGUUGGCCUGCCUGGGCUUGAGGUUGAAUCAAGACCAUGAAGUGCCUGCUGCUUCUCGCCUUUAUUGGGGUGGCUGUUGCCUUCCCCACCUUUGCUGAAGAUGAUGAUGACAAGAUUGUGGGAGGCUACACCUGUGCAGAGAACUCUGUGCCCUAUCAGGUGUCCCUGAAUUCUGGGUAUCACUUCUGUGGAGGCUCCCUCAUCAGCAGCCAGUGGGUCGUGUCAGCUGCUCACUGCUACAAAUCUCGCAUCCAAGUGCAGCUCGGGAAACACAACCUGGCUCUCACAGAAUCCACACAGCAGUUUAUCAACUCUGCUAAAGUCAUCCGCAACCCUGGCUACAGUGCCUACACCCUGGACAAUGACAUCAUGCUCAUCAAGCUGGCCACCCCAGCCCAGCUCACCAAAGCUGUCCAGACAAUUCCUCUGCCAACCAGCUGCGUGGCCACCGGCACCACCUGCCUGAUCUCUGGCUGGGGCAACACUCUCAGCAGUGGCACUAACUACCCAGACACCUUGCAGUGCCUGAAGGCUCCGGUCCUCUCCGCCGCCGACUGCUCUGAUUCCUACCCUGGGCAAAUUACCAAGAACAUGAUGUGUGUAGGAUUCCUGGAGGGAGGAAAAGACUCCUGCCAGGGAGAUUCCGGCGGUCCCGUGGUCUGCAAUGGAGAGCUCCAGGGCAUUGUUUCCUGGGGUAUCGGAUGUGCCCAGAGGGGCUAUCCUGGAGUUUACACCAAGGUUUGCAACUACGUCUCCUGGAUCCAGUCCACCAUAGCUGCCAACUGAGACACUCCUUUGGUGUGACCUGUAUUUUCUCAUCAUCAUUUCUGCUCUUUUGGGUCUGGACAAGCAAAAAUUAUGAAAAACUAAUAAAGACUUUCAGGCACCCCUA
Molecule: messenger RNA, 9994 nt
Organism: Corvus hawaiiensis (hawaiian crow)
Lineage: Eukaryota; Metazoa; Chordata; Aves; Passeriformes; Corvidae
Product: trypsin-like
Exons: 6
Coding region: 9139-9888 (249 amino acids)
Biological process (GO): proteolysis
Molecular function (GO): serine-type endopeptidase activity
Source: RefSeq, a predicted model, not a curated record